Molecule: messenger RNA, 735 nt
Organism: Paraglomus occultum
Lineage: Eukaryota; Fungi; Glomeromycota; Glomeromycetes; Paraglomerales; Paraglomeraceae
Source: the annotation of a GenBank genome assembly
AUGGCUCUUCGUGCACAGUUUGAAAACAGUAACGAUAUUGGGGUAUUCUCUCGUCUAACCAAUGCAUAUUGUCUUGUCGCUUUCGGGGGUUCUGAAAACUUUUACAGCGUUUUUGAAGGUGAAUUAGGCGAGGUCAUUCCUGUAAUCCACACGUCAAUAGCUGGAACACGGAUUGUAGGACGAUUAACAGUGGGCAACCGCAGGGGACUUUUAGUGCCAGUUACAACUACAGACCAGGAAUUACAGCACCUUCGCAACAGCCUUCCCGACUCUGUCAAAAUCCAGCGCAUAGAAGAGCGACUUUCCGCUCUCGGCAAUGUGAUCGCAUGUAAUGACCACGUCGCGCUUGUUCAUCCAGAAAUCGAUCGAGAAACACAAGAGAUCAUUCGAGACGUAUUGGGCGUUGAAGUAUUUACACAGACUAUUGCGGGAAAUGUACUCGUGGGGAGUUACUGUGCUAUAAGCAAUCAAGGAGGAUUGGUCCAUCCCAGAACGAGUAUUGAAGAUCAAGACGAGUUAUCUUCGUUACUACAAAUCCCAUUAGUGGCGGGCACGAUCAACAGAGGAUCGGAUGUAAUCGGUGCCGGUCUAGUUGUAAAUGAUUGGUGCGCACUGGCAGGGGUUGAUACAACUGCAACGGAAUUAUCGGUAGUGGAAAGAAUUUUCAAACUUCAAGAUUCUCAGCCAUCGGCUAUUGUCACAGAAUUGAGGGACUCAUUGGUGGAUUCUACAUAA